Messenger RNA from Panicum virgatum (switchgrass), 2254 nucleotides. Its product is annotated as AAA-ATPase At3g50940-like. The coding region runs from base 541 to 2004 and encodes 487 amino acids. The record is from RefSeq and is a predicted model, not a curated record. Gene Ontology annotation, molecular function: ATP binding; ATP hydrolysis activity. NCBI's taxonomy places the organism in Eukaryota, Viridiplantae, Streptophyta, Magnoliopsida, Poales, Poaceae. The transcript has 3 exons.
CUCCCCAGCCGUCGCAGCCGCCUUCCUCCAUCUCCUUCGCGGCCGCCGCUAUCCACUGGCUUCCUUCGCCUCCCUCGCCGUCCUCCACUGUCUUUCUCUACCUUUCCUGCUGGAGCCGCCUUCCUCCGCCUCCUACGCCGCCAGAGCCGCCGCGCCGCCCCAGAGCUCGCCGGAGAAAAAGCAUGAUAUCGCACUGUGACGUUGAAAAGUACGAAUGCUGGCUCAGCUUUUACGGUCCAAAAACAAACAAAUUUUACUUGAAGUUGAAUUGAAGCACAGGAGUCCAUCUCCUCUACAAUACGGACAAUCGCAUCACCGACCACCGCCGGAUUCCAGGCACUUCAUAACAUAAACCCUCCUUUUUGUCUUAAAAAAUCCGAAGGCGGAGGCAGAUCGAGUGCAAACUCUUUCUUAAAUUCAAGAUUAAUUUCCAAACCUGAUAUAUAGAUCCUGCAAACAGAACACGCACGGUCUCCCCUGCCAAAAACCUAACCUUAAUCGCGCGCCGCCGCAGCUUUGCAGCCGCUCGAGCGGGGGGCGAUGGCGACGGAUCUCUCCGCCUCGUCGGCCGCCGUGGCGGCGGCGGCGCCGUCCUACGCGAAAGCGGUGGACGCGUACCGGAAGGCGGUGGCGACGGCGGCCACGGCGACCGCGUACGUCGUGCUGGCGCGCGGCAUGGCGCGGGAGCUCCUCCCCCACGACCUGCGCGCCGCGGCGAGCUGGGCCGCGUCCCUCCUCCGCGCCCGCCUCGAGGCCCCGCGCGCGGAGCGCCGCACCCUCGUCAUCAAGCGCGCCGCGGGGCCGGCGUGCCACGACGGCGACCGCGGCGGGCUCUACGACGAGGUGCGCCAGUACCUCGCCUCCCGGAUCGACCCGCACUCCAUGCGCCGCCUCUGCCUCAGCGGCGGCGUCUCCGGCGCCAGGAGGGUCCUCUCCAUGGAGCACGGCGACUCCAUGACCGACGUCUUCGAGGGCGUCGAGUUCACGUGGGCGUCCGUCGCGGGGGAGGGCCGGAGCGCCGCCCUGUCCGAGUCGCUGGAGCUCAGCUUCGACGCCGAGCACACGGACAAGGCGCUGGGCAGCUACUUCUCCUUCAUCGCGGCGUCGGUGGAGGAGGAGCGCCGCCAGGACCGCGCGCUCAGGAUAUACAUGAACGAGGGGUCGCACUGGCAGGGCAUCAACCACCACCACCCGGCCACGUUCGACACGCUCGCCAUGGAGCCGGAGCUGAAGAGAUCCGUCGUCGCCGACCUCGACCGCUUCCUCAAGCGGAGGGACUACUACCGCCGGAUCGGCAAGGCGUGGAAGCGCGGGUACCUGCUCUACGGCCCGCCCGGCACCGGCAAGUCCAGCCUCGUCGCCGCCAUGGCCAACUACCUCCGCUUCAACCUCUACGACCUCGACCUCUCCGAGGUGCGCGGCAACACGGUGCUGCAGCGGCUGCUCAACACCAUGACCAACAGGUCCAUCCUCGUCAUCGAGGACAUCGACUGCUGCUUCACCUCCGCGUCGCGCGAUGCUGGCAAAGGUCAGGCAGGCGACGCUCUGUCGGAUGAUGAUGAAUCUGAGGAAGAGAGCAUACCAGAUCCCUGGGGCAUGCCACAGCCGCAGCAGCAGCAGCAAAACAUAACUCUGUCCGGGCUGCUCAACUUCAUCGACGGCUUGUGGUCGACGAGCGGCGAGGAGCGCAUCAUCGUCUUCACCACCAACUACAAGGACCGUCUCGAUCCGGCGCUGCUCCGGCCGGGGCGCAUGGACAUGCAUGUCUACAUGGGCUUCUGCGGCUGGGAGGCCUUCAAGACGCUGGCCAAGAACUACUUCCUCGUCGACGACCACCCGCUGUUCCCGGAGAUACAGGCGCUGCUCGCGGCCGUGGAGGUGACGCCGGCCGAGGUGUCGGAGAUGCUGCUGCGCAGCGAGGACGCCGACGCCGCGCUCCAGGGUAUCGCGACCUUCCUCGGAGAGAAGAAAUUGGUGAAGGCAAUUAGCCCAUCAGUCGCAUGAAAGCAUCAAGAACCAGCAAGUUAGCGAAGAAAUUAUCUGAUUUGGGCUGAUCAGUUUUUUUUUUGUAGCAUCAAAUUAUCUGAUGUGUAACUUGCGUCUUUGCUAAUGCUGGUGUCAACAUUUUGUAUGUAGUCACAUUCUGGAGCAUUAUGGACGUGGUACUUUUGGUGAUGGAUUUGUAACGUAAGUUCUGGCCGUUGAGUGCUAUCAAGGUGAUCAAAUGACUAAAUGAGCAUGAUGCUUUCUUUCA